Messenger RNA from Alosa sapidissima (American shad), 1014 nucleotides. RefSeq names its product PITH (C-terminal proteasome-interacting domain of thioredoxin-like) domain containing 1 (gene pithd1). Bases 153 to 788 code for a protein of 211 amino acids. NCBI's taxonomy places the organism in Eukaryota, Metazoa, Chordata, Actinopteri, Clupeiformes, Clupeidae. The record is from RefSeq and is a predicted model, not a curated record. Gene Ontology annotation, cellular component: nucleus. The transcript is spliced from 6 exons.
GUUCGUAUGUCGUGCCUUGGUUGGAUGUUGUGUCACACGUGAUAGUGAACUUCGUGAGUAAGCUCGUACACAUUAUUUUUGGGAGAUGUUCAGCAGCAAGUAGAGAGAGAGAGAGUCCACAAAGUUAGCUAAGUAAUUGCAGUGCUCAUAUAAUGGCUGGACACGGCCAUGGUCACGGUGGACACCAUCACGGGUGUUGUGAAGACGAGCAUGAGGCACCCGAGCGCGGCGUGGAGUAUGCGCUUUAUCUGCGCAUUGACUUGGAGAAAAUGCAGUGUCUGAACGAGAGUCGUGACGGAGACGGAAAGCUCGUAUUUAAACCGUGGGAUCAGCGCACAGACCGCGAGAAGUUUGUUGAGAGUGACGCUGACGAAGAACUGCUCUUCAAUAUUCCGUUUACUGGCAGUGUCAAGCUGAAGGGAAUCAUAAUUUCAGGAGAGGAUGACGAGUCUCACCCUUCAGAGAUGAGACUGUACAAGAAUAUCCCACACAUGUCAUUUGAUGACACAGAACGGGAGCCGGAACAAGCCUUUCGUCUGAACAGAGAUCCGCUUGCUGAGCUGGAGUACCCAACAAAGAUUGCCCGCUUCUCUAAUGUAGAGCACCUCUCCAUCCAUUUGUCCCGAAACUUUGGUGCAGAGUCUACACGUGUCUACUAUAUUGGAUUGAGAGGGGAGUACACACAGGCCCACCGACAUGAGGUCACCAUCUGUAAUUACGAGGCGUCCGCCAACCCAGCUGAUCACAAAGUGCAAACCAUCACUCCCCAAACACACUUCAUCUCCUGAAACACAAACAAACGUGCACGCAAACGCACAAUAACUGCAACUGGAUGGAUCCUCACUGGUAAAAUGGACCUGGCAGGUAGAGAUGCUGUUGACAGGGAGGAACUGGACUCAGACCAGAGGACAUGAGAACACCGCUGCAGACGAUGCAGAUGCCCAUCAUCUCUAAUGUUGGCACAUGUAACUGUAUUUUUGGUGUGAUAAUAAAAUUGAGAGAAUUGAGAUUAAA